AUGAGAACGUUUGCUCUUUCAACAGCAUUCUGCAAUACCAUGCAACUAUUGACGUUGUUAACGUUGUUGUUGUUUGCUGAAAGAUCGUCCAGCGAGGGAGUGAAGCUAACGGCGAAACCUUUGAGUAUAUUGGCGUUUUUGCCGACCGAAGGUAAAAGUCAUUUCAUGGGCUUUAAACCGUUACUCGAAACUCUUGUUUCCAGAGGACAUAAUGUCACUCUUGUCGCACCGUUUGCGUUGGACGGCGCUAAACGGCCGUAUCGUCACGUCAAAGUGGAGCAAACGUUAGGAGAUUUCGACAUGCUAAAAGUGGCAAAAUAUGUGAACCUCAUACCCACGCCGUUGCACUUAUGGUGGUUCGGGCCGCACAUUAGCGAGACAAGUGUGGACAAACCAUCGGUGGCGAACUUCAUCAGGAGCGACCGGUCAUCGUUUGACUUGGUGCUGUUCGAGAACUUCUACCACGAGUGUUUCGUGUCCAUCGGGCACAAAUACGGAGCCCCAGUGGUGCAGAUGCUGCCAUUCUCCUCCAACUCCAGGGUGUCGCAGUGGCACAGCAACCCGUACAACCCAGCCUACAUUCCGGACCUGACCAGUAGGUUCGGAUCGAAUAUGACGUUCGCGCAGCGUACCAGCAACGCAGUGUCCGCGUUCUUCUACACUGCAGUCUCUCGGCUAGUAUACCUGCCCCGGCAACGGGCCGUGGCCGACAAGCACUUUGUGUACCCGGGCCACGAGCGCCGUCCCGACCUCGUAGACAUGCUCCGGAACGUGUCGCUGACACUGGUCAACAGUCACCCGGUCAUUGGUACAGCCGUGCCGAUGGUGCCCAGCUUCGUGAACGUGGCUGGCAUGCACUGCGUUCCCGCCGGACCACUGCCUGAAGACCUAAAACAAAUAGUGGAAAGUGCUAAGGAAGGUGUAGUCUACUUCAGUUUGGGAUCGGUGGUAAAAUCGUCCAAAAUGCCCAUGGAAACAGUAUCGCUCUUACUGUCUGAACUCUCGAAAAUCGAACAGACUGUCCUGUGGAAAUGGGAAACUGACGAUAUCCCGCAACUACCCAAGAAUGUCAUCGUUCGGAAAUGGUUUCCCCAAAAUGACAUACUAGGUCAUAAGAACUGCAAGUUAUUCAUCACCCACGGUGGAGUACAAAGUACCACUGAGUCCAUCUACCAUGGGGUGCCCAUGUUGGCCAUUCCCGUUUUUGGCGACCAGCUGGGUAACUCACUACGCGCACAGUAUAGAGGCAUAGCUAUUCAAGUACCAUACUUCGACUUGACGCACGAGGCGUUUGGCAGUGCCCUACACAAGCUCCUCAUCGACCCGACGUACCGGGAAAAUUCCAGAAAGACGUCGGCUGUGUUCAGGGACAACCCGCUGCCACCGCUGGAAAACGCUGUGUUUUGGGUCGAGUACGUUGCCAGGCACGGCGGUGCGAAACACCUGCGGACUGCUGCCAACGACCUUUAUUGGUUCCAGUACAUGCUGUUGGACGUCCUGUUGCUGGUGUCGUUCGUGGUCGUACUUAUGGCGUGGACGACCAAAAAAAUGCUCUGCUGCGUGUUUGGCCGGUGUUGUCGCCGCAGCCGAAAUAUCACCUCGCCGCCAACAGUGGAGAAAAAAAAGCAAUGA
Messenger RNA from Macrosiphum euphorbiae (potato aphid), 1632 nucleotides. The record is from the annotation of a GenBank genome assembly. NCBI's taxonomy places the organism in Eukaryota, Metazoa, Arthropoda, Insecta, Hemiptera, Aphididae.